AUGCCCAAGGAGGCUGUGCUGGAGUAUGGCAAAUGCCCCCAGUGCUCCAAGAUGGACUGGAGCACCUGCAUCAACCGCCUCACCAAAGUUCAGAAGAUAAUGCACUGUGAAAGCCAGCAGAGGACGCACAAGGCAGCACAGUCUGAAGUUCAGCCCAAGCCUGAGACCACCUCCGCUCCCAUCAAGGAACCAAAACCGGAGGAAGACCCAGUCCCCACUCUGCCCCCACCUCGGCUCUCUACUACCACACCUGUCUAUUCAUCCACCAUGCCAGUGUUGUUCACCAUUCUCUCCCCGCCCCCAGCGCAGACAGGGCCCAAUUCCAGCUUCCCAAAAGACACGUUCCUCACAACUUGCUAUUCAGCAGUCAGCUGACUCCACCCCAUCCAUGAGCCAAUCAGGUUCCCACAUGCUGACUUCCAGCUCCCGCAAACGACACCAUUUCUCAUCAUGCUGCUCCAAGCACUCCAAACGGAGCCGCAGUAGCCACCGGCGGAGGCGCUCUCCAUCCUCCUCGUCUUCCUCCUCCUACUGGAGCUCUGAAGAUGGCUUCUGCCCCUCGGGAAAGUGGAGGAGGUCUCAGAGGGAGUCGCGGCAGGCUGUCCGGUCAGAGAGGAGACAUGGGGAGGUGGUUCAACAGAGACUAGAGGCCCAGCAACAGGCCAUCCAGCUACAGUGGGCCAUUCUGGAGAAGCGCAUUGAGGCUCUGGAGAGGAAAGGUGCAGAAGCUGUUGUGUCGUUCCCCACUUCAGCCCAAACUAUACAUCUUCAUGCCUCCAUCCCUCAGGCAUCCACCUGCUCUCAGGAAAGCAAGCAGCUGGUGACUGAAUCUAUCUCCCGUAACAUUGUGAAGCAGGAAGAGGAGCCUUCCUCCAUCUCAUCUGCCAUGAGACCUCUCAGUGAUGGAGAUGGUGAAGGGGAGGAUGCCUCUCUGUCAACUGUAGCCCCCUGUAGCUCAGUUGGUAGAGCAUGGCGCUUGCAACGCCACGGUUGUGGGUUCGUUUCCCACGGGGGGCCAGUAUGAAAAUGUAUGGACUCACUAACUGUAAGUCGCUCUGGAUAAGAGCGUCUGCUAAAUGACUAAAAUUUAAAACUGAUGGUCCUAUCUCGAAACAGGACUUACUGGCAGCUAAGGAGCUUCAGAGCCUCAUAGCACGAGCCGCCAAGUAUCUUGUAUCUUGGCAUAGACUUCAUCAGCACACCAACCAGCUCCAGCCCACCAGACCCUACCAUGGUUCCAUAGUUUGAGGACCUGGUCUAGAGCUCUUGGCCAAACCCUGCCAGCUUGAAGCCGUACAGGGAGCUGUUCUCCAAGAUGUACAGGCUUCACGACUGCCAGUCUCCAGCCUACAACCAGAUGACUCAGGUCAACUGCUUUACAAGGAGGCGCCGAUCUCGGCUGAGCGAUGGUGUUUCACUGAGACUCUAGUAGAGAGGAUGUACCAGACUGCUGGCAUGCUUGCCAAGAUGGCCAACUACCUGCGCUACCUAUCCGACUACCAGAGGAGGCUGCUGCUGGAGAUCACUGAGGAUCGUUCAGCACAGAGUUUUGUGGCGGUCCUCAAUGAGCUGAAGGUCAUUGGCCAGUUCACCCUCCAGCUGUCCUCCCACCAGGCUGAACUGUCUGGAAGGGUCCUGGCUUCUUCUGUAGCCAUCAGAAGACAGGUCUGGAUGGCCAAGAACAACUACACAGACUCUCUGAAAGCCACUGUGGCUGACCUUCCACUUGUGGUCAGUCACACCUUUGGGAUCAGCUCAGCUUCAGGCUCUAGCUCGACUGGAAUGUUGUGCAAACAGGAACCGUAG
Molecule: messenger RNA, 1806 nt
Organism: Coregonus sp. 'balchen'
Lineage: Eukaryota; Metazoa; Chordata; Actinopteri; Salmoniformes; Salmonidae
Source: the annotation of a GenBank genome assembly